Molecule: messenger RNA, 975 nt
Organism: Arachis duranensis
Lineage: Eukaryota; Viridiplantae; Streptophyta; Magnoliopsida; Fabales; Fabaceae
Product: partner of Y14 and mago
Exons: 4
Coding region: 130-858 (242 amino acids)
Biological process (GO): exon-exon junction complex disassembly
Cellular component (GO): cytoplasm; exon-exon junction complex
Molecular function (GO): RNA binding
Source: RefSeq, a predicted model, not a curated record
GAUAUAAAAGGAACGAAAAAUAGAAAGCUCGAAGUAAAGGAGUUGUUUUGGUUCUCAUUCUCGUUGUCUGAAAGCCAAACCCCGAAGUGCCACUCCAACUUAUGACUCGGACUCUAAACUCAGUGAGUGAUGUCAACGAGUCGCCGAAGCGAAGAUCAACAACACAAGGAGCAAGUUGCAGAGAUCAGCAAAACCCUAAAAGAAGGAGAGAGGAUUCUCGCCCCUACUCGGCGACCCGAUGGAACCCUCCGAAAAGCCAUUCGCAUCAGAGCUGGCUAUACCCCUCAAGAAGAAGUCGCCAUUUAUCAACCCAAAGCUGCUCUGUUGAAGAAAGAGAUGGCAUCUCACAGUGGACCUCCGGGUUAUGAUCCUGCAUUGGAUAAUUCAAAACCAAAGACGAAAUCGGUAAAGAGGAACGAAAGGAAGAAGGAAAAGCGACUUCAGGCUGCCCUUGAAAAGGAAAAGAAUUUAGAAUUAAAUGUAACUGAAGAUAGUACGAAGCUAGAAGCAGUCAAGAAUGAUCUUGGAUCAGAAUCUGUUCAGUCUCUAACAUCUCAGAUUAAUGAACUAGCUGUUUCUGGAAGUUCUUCCGUUGCUUCUCCUGUCACGGACUCUACAGAAGGUUUAGACUCAUCUGGCUGCAGCCAAGAUAUUGAUAAAAAAAUUCGAGCACUGAAAAAGAAGAUACGACAGACAGAAAGCCUCCAGCAGAAAGCUGCAGAGCAAGAUAUGAAGCCUGAGCAGUUAGAGAAGCUAGCAAAACUGGAAGAUUGGCGUAAUGAGCUAAGACUUUUGGAGGAAAGGGUGAAACGACAGCAGCAGCAUGACCAAAGUCUUAUAACUACUAAAUUAAAUUAGCAAGAAUCUUUAGUUCAGAUUUAUGAUUUCUUGAUACACAUUAACUUAUCAAGGAUUUUCUAGUGUAUUUUGCUUCAAUGUUUUGGUACAUAUGCAGAUAUGCUUACUUGUGUUGUA